Messenger RNA from Pneumocystis carinii B80, 386 nucleotides. RefSeq names its product ribosomal protein S16. Gene Ontology annotation, cellular component: ribosome; mitochondrial small ribosomal subunit. The record is from RefSeq and is a predicted model, not a curated record. NCBI's taxonomy places the organism in Eukaryota, Fungi, Ascomycota, Pneumocystomycetes, Pneumocystales, Pneumocystaceae. The transcript has 4 exons. Bases 47 to 340 code for a protein of 97 amino acids. Gene Ontology annotation, biological process: mitochondrial translation. Gene Ontology annotation, molecular function: structural constituent of ribosome.
GUUUUCUGUAUUUAUUUGAAUAUUUGUUUUUUUUUCCUAUUUUAGAAUGGUUGUGAAAAUCCGGUUACAAAGGUUUGGAAUUAAGAAAUAUCCAUUUUACCAUAUUGUUGUUUGUAAUGCAAGAACAGCAAGACAGUCUAAACCAAUAGAAAAAUUAGGAACUUAUGACCCUAUACCUCGAGAAGAUGGUACCAAAAAUAUGGAGAUCAAUUUUUUAAGAACAAAAUAUUGGUUAGGAGUAGGUGCACAACCUACAGAUGUCGUAUAUAAACUGCUUGAAAAGAUUUCAUUAUUACCACCUAAACCUCGUUUAAGAGAUAAAGAAAAAAAAGAUGUAUAAUAUAAUAUUGUUGUAUAAAUGUCUAUGUUUAGUUAUAUAUUUUGAA